UAGCGCUCCCUUUGAUAAGGGCGUUCGUGGAGAAAGAGUCCCACGAAGUACUUGAGCGUAACGGUCCAACGCAGUACCUAUGCUUAAAACUUCCCACACAGUAUCGAAGCUCACUGUCACAGAUGCCGAACGUCUGUUCCUUCCGAAAUGCUUGCUUAUUCUUAUGUCCGCUAUCCACGAUGGUCUCCCGUCCUACUGACGGAACUCAACUUUGGACUGCCGUCAUCACACCGCAUGCUACUAUCGCGGAAUCGUCCACCAUCCCCGUACCGGUGCCGGCAAAGAAGCUCAUCCCAGCGUGAUGGAUCGGUAUCUUCAAGCACUUUGGGCGCAAUAAAACUACGAUAUACGCUAUCCGUCUUGCCUCCACAGCCUCUCCGGCCGCCUCGUGGCCUACUUUUGGCGCCAGUUUCGUCGAUAAAGUGUUCCAUCCGCUGUGCCUCUGCAGUCUCCGUGCGCUUGCGAGACUGGGGAGCAUUAAAGAAGCGGCUUCGUACUCCACGCAGCUCAACUUCAGCCCGGUAUGUUUCUCAACAGCUGGAGAAAUAGCAUCCCAGGCCCGUCUUCGCAGCGGCCAGUUUAGCUACCUGGCGGAUGCUGCACUCGCACGCAACGGGCAUAGUAGUUACAGAGGGCAUGGUAACGCUUACUGACAAACACGGGAUUGAAGACAAGCUCGGCAGGGCCGCUGGCCGACUUCUGG
This is a messenger RNA of Baudoinia panamericana UAMH 10762, 703 nucleotides long. RefSeq lists its product as uncharacterized. NCBI's taxonomy places the organism in Eukaryota, Fungi, Ascomycota, Dothideomycetes, Mycosphaerellales, Teratosphaeriaceae. Bases 148 to 549 code for a protein of 133 amino acids. The transcript has a single exon. The record is from RefSeq and is a predicted model, not a curated record.